Blastomyces dermatitidis ER-3 is the source of this 474-nucleotide messenger RNA. RefSeq lists its product as uncharacterized. The transcript has 2 exons. The record is from RefSeq and is a predicted model, not a curated record. Bases 1 to 474 code for a protein of 157 amino acids. NCBI's taxonomy places the organism in Eukaryota, Fungi, Ascomycota, Eurotiomycetes, Onygenales, Ajellomycetaceae.
AUGGUAGAGGCUUAUCGGCGUGUGCGGAAUCAAGGCAAUAGGAGCCAAAAUAGGUGUUUAAAAACCUCCUGUUCGACCAAACAAGCAGACGAACUGACUCUGAAUCCAGACUCCGUACCGACUUCCACCAUGAGGUCCAUCACGUUCAGCUUCGCCCUUCUAGUCGUCCUGCUCGCGGCGCUGUCCGACGCCUGGAAGCUCCAGAUCUGGGACAAGAACAACUACAAGGGCACGCGGAUCCACUAUCGCACCGGAACCAUCAGACAAAAGUGCUCGAAUCUCGCUUCCGGCUCCAAGAAUAGAGCAAACAGCCUCAAGUGGACGGAGAACACGCUUUGCGAAGCUAGAUUCUACGACAAGGAUAAUUGCAAGGGGAAGAAGUUGCUCGAGACCGGCUUCUGGGGAACGUGGAAGGGGAACCUUGGAAAAAAUAGCAAUAAAGUCAACUCGUACUUGAUCAGUUGCUCUACUUGA